AUGCUGUCAAUACUACGCAAAGCCCGUCUGAAGGACAAGGAGAUGAGAAUUCUGAUGCUCGGACUCGAUAAUGCAGGCAAGACAACUAUUGUCAAGAGAAUUAUGAAUGAGGAUGUCACCACAGUCAGCCCAACACUGGGAUUCAUUAUUAAGACAAUUGAUUUUAUGGGAUACAAGCUCAAUAUCUGGGACGUGGGAGGUCAAAAAACACUUCGUUCCUAUUGGAAAAAUUAUUUUGAAAAGACAGACACAUUAGUCUGGGUUGUUGAUGCGACAGAUCAUCUCCGAGUGGAUGAUUGUCGUGAGGAGCUAGCUGGUCUACUCCAGGAGGAGAGACUCAUGGGAGCAAGUCUCCUGGUUUUCUUAAACAAAACGGAUGUUGAGAAUUGUAUGACAGAGCAAGAAGUGCGCGAGCGCCUGGGCUUGGAUUUAAUCAAAACCCAUAAAUGGACAAUUCUACCAUGUAGCGCAAUGACUGGAAAUAAUCUGAAUGAUGGGUUGGAAUGGGUAAUACAAGAUGCCAAAGACCGACUUUUCCUAUAUUAG
This is a messenger RNA of Penicillium taxi, 546 nucleotides long. Its product is annotated as ADP-ribosylation factor-like protein 2. Bases 1 to 546 code for a protein of 181 amino acids. The transcript is spliced from 6 exons. Gene Ontology annotation, molecular function: GTP binding; GTPase activity. Gene Ontology annotation, cellular component: cytoplasm; microtubule cytoskeleton. Gene Ontology annotation, biological process: protein folding. NCBI's taxonomy places the organism in Eukaryota, Fungi, Ascomycota, Eurotiomycetes, Eurotiales, Aspergillaceae. The record is from RefSeq and is a predicted model, not a curated record.